GGUCGGCCACGGCUUUUACUCCCGAGCUCUACCUGCAGUUAAGGUGUCCCUCCCGGAGGGAGGCAGCAUGGCUCAAGCUUUCGUCGACAGCAAGAUCCAGCCUGGGAAGGUGGUCGUGUUCAUCAAGCCCACCUGCCCCUACUGCAGAAAGACUCAGGAGCUUCUCAGCCAACUGCCCUUCAAACAAGGGCUUUUGGAAUUUGUUGAUAUCACAGCCGCCGGUGACACCAGUGAGAUUCAGGAUUACUUGCAGCAGCUCACCGGAGCCAGAACGGUACCUCGCGUCUUCAUCGGUCAAGAGUGCAUAGGUGGAUGCACUGACCUAGUAAAUAUGCAUGAGACAGGGGAACUGUUGACACGGCUAAAGCAAAUUGGAGCUCUGCAAUAAUUAGAGCAGAGCAGACCCAGGCUGAUAUCCCCCUUGGGGACAGGAUGGCAUUGCAGAUAAUGACAGUUCCUGGAGAAUGGACCUGGGGCGACUGUACCCAGUUACAGCACCUGUUUACUUAAAAUUCUAAAAUAUGUUAACCUCAAUAAAAGGGGAGGGAAGUCAACAGCUUCUUUUGACUCAGUAUUAAAAAGGGACCAACUUGCCCAAAAUAACAGGUCUGAGCAGUCUGAUGGAUGUCUCAGGUUUCUUGUGGAUUGGCCCUUUGGGUUCCCAGGGACCAUGACAAGAUAUGCUUAGGAUUCACUCAUUGACCCAAAAGAUGGUCCUUCUCUUUGGCACAUGUUCUUACCAAGUGUUCUCUUCAAGCUGGGAUGCCUCUACCUCUAACGCCAGUGUUUCUCAACCAAGUGUAUCUCAGGCACCCAAGCAUGAAGCUAGAGUUGGUUUUCUACUACUGCCUGAAAAUUAUUUUCUUGAGUCUGACUUUCUAGAAUUUGUAUUAUGAAAUCAACAGGCAUUCUGAAUGUGCUUUUUCAAAAGGUGUCUUCCCAGGCCACCAUCUCCACCCCACCCACCCCACCCCUUCCGGCUUCGAGAGUCACUGCUGUGAACCUCUGCCCUGAACCCUGACAACUCACAGAUCUCACAGGAAAUGUUUGACAGUUCUCUCUGUUCUGUCUCUCAAUCUGAGAGAAACCACGUAAAAAGUUAAGCACGGUUGGCCUUCGCUUUCUGCUACAGGGAUCAAAGGUCUAAAUGUAGGUGCGGUGAUCAUACGGCAACACUGUUAGGUCAGAUGGUGUCCAGGGAAUCCUGAACAAGUGUGUAUUGUUUAGAUGACACACAGAAGGAAAACAAACAUUUAAAUGUUACAUAGAAAACCUGUAUCCUCCUCCCCCAAAAAGUAUGUCUGUGAAAAUAGCCAAAUUUGGGAAACACUGUUCUAGAUGAUUUUCUGUUUCUCCCCCUUUUCCCCCUCCAUAAGAACUUAAGAUUUCCUUAUUGUGAAGGAUUCUACAAUUGCAAUAUUAAGUUAAUCUCUUUCUGUAGAUGCAAGUAUGAAUGGUUAAUUUCUUCUCUAUUAAAGAAGUACCCAUGGAUCACACAGUGAUUUUUGACCAAUUCUUUGUUCUCAAGACUUUAAGGAGUGUCAUAAAUGCAAAAUAAAGCAAUUUCAGGUGUUUUUUUUUUUUCACAUCCGUCCCCCCUGCCAUUAUAAAUAAAGGCACAUGUUAUUGUCUUUCACUGAG
Messenger RNA from Dama dama (fallow deer), 1641 nucleotides. RefSeq names its product glutaredoxin (gene GLRX). The record is from RefSeq and is a predicted model, not a curated record. Bases 68 to 388 code for a protein of 106 amino acids. Lineage: Eukaryota; Metazoa; Chordata; Mammalia; Artiodactyla; Cervidae. The transcript has 3 exons.